CCAGGUAGAGGUGAAGAGGCAGGGAAGGAGCCGGAACGCACUGGGGACCGAACGUCCCAGAAAGCACGGGAGAGAACCGGGAAAGGGGACUGAAUGGCCGGCAGGAAAACUGCGGUGGAAGCCGAGGCCAACCUAGAGAAUCUCGUAGACCUUCCACAGAAAAGAGAAGGCACCAACGCGAGCUUCGAACAGGACUAAGCGGUUGCGAAAAGAGCACGAAAAUGCUGAAGGGGCCGCUGGCAGUACUGACGAAACGGUAGCCGGCGCGAGGGGAGGCAGAAAGCGAGGCCUGCAGACACCGGGCAGACUGUGUGUACCCUGAGGUUGGUACUGAAUCUGUCCUGUUCCUGGUGGUGUCCUCGGAACAUAAAACAGUGCCUGUCGUAUAGCAGGUUGUGCUUCAGGAAGACUAUAGGGAAGAACACAUUUUCUUGCCUCAGAAGUUGCAGUAGAAAAGCUGAAGGUUCCAACGGACCCAUGAGUAUUCUCAUAAUUGAGGCAUUUUAUGGAGGCUCCCAUAAGCAACUGGUGGAUCUACUCCAAGAAGAGUUAGGAGACUGUGUACUUUUUACGCUCCCUGCAAAGAAAUGGCAUUGGAGAGCACGGACAUCGGCUUUAUACUUCUCUCAGAACAUUCCCAGCAGUGAGCACUACAGGAUCCUCUUUGCAAGCUCAGUGCUUAACCUGACCGAACUGGCUGCCCUUCGGCCUGACCUUGGGAAACUGAAAAAGAUUCUGUACUUCCACGAGAACCAAUUGGUAUAUCCUGUCAAGAAAUGUCAGGAGAGGGAUUUUCAAUAUGGAUACAACCAAAUUCUUUCAUGCCUGGUGGCUGAUGUGAUCGUAUUCAACUCAAUUUUUAAUAUGGAGUCAUUUCUCACUUCUAUUGGAAAAUUUAUGAAGCUGAUUCCUGAUCACAGACCGAAGGAUCUGGAAAGCAUCAUCAGACCCAAGUGCCAAGUUAUUUACUUUCCCAUCAGAUUUCCUGAUGUGAGCAGAUUCAUGCCCAAGCACAAAGCAGCCCACUUAAAGAAGAUGUUGAGUCUUAAAGGAAGCGGCAGCGCUGCCUCAUCCAUGGUCCUUCCUUUCCCGCCAGAGCAGAGAGAUUGUGAGAAUGUAUUGAAGAAGUGUAAUACAGAGCACAGUGCACACUCUGGCCUUGACACUGCACAGCAAGGAAACCUGCAGGAGUCAGACUUGGAAAAGCCCAACAUGUCAGAUAACUCAAGCUCUAAUUGUGAAGAAAAUAGACAAAAUCUGACUCCUCAUCCCUGUGAAUCUCUCAGUGGAGCUGACGAUCAGCAAAGACCAUUGCAUAUUGUCUGGCCUCACAGGUGGGAACAUGAUAAAGAUCCAGAAAGUUUUUUUAAGGUAUUAAUGCAUCUUAAGGAUUUAGGACUUAAUUUCCAUGUCUCUAUCCUUGGAGAAACUUUCACAGAUGUCCCAGAUAUAUUUUCAGAGGCCAAAAAGGCAUUGAGAUCUUCUGUCUUACACUGGGGCUACUUACCCAGCAAAGAUGACUAUUUCCAAGUACUGUGCAUGGCUGAUGUUGUCAUCUCUACAGCUAAGCAUGAAUUCUUUGGAGUCGCAAUGUUGGAAGCUGUGUAUUGUGGUUGUUACCCACUUUGUCCCAAAGAUUUGGUUUAUCCUGAAAUAUUUCCAGCUGAAUAUCUGUAUUCUACACCUGAACAGCUUUCAAAAAGGCUCCAGAAUUUCUGCAAGAGACCAGAUAUUAUAAGAAAACAUCUCUAUAAGGGUGAAAUGGCUCCAUUUUCUUGGGCAGCCCUACAUGGUAAAUUCAGGUCUCUGCUUACAACAGAACCUAAGGAAGAUUUGUGACAGAUGGGGCUAAGUCACAAACUUGCAGCCUAAGGCAGAAUCUGAAGAACUUUCCAGAGUGUGCCCAUAUUUACCUGAUCAGAGAGAAAAGAAAAUCUGCAGAGGAAGCUGAGCCUGGCUGCUUGUCAUAGCUGACACAGAGCCAUCUGCCACAAACCUGUGGCGGCUCAGAUCUCCAAUCCCUGCCACCACCCCAACUCAAAUUAAAUACAGAUUCCUAGAGACGUUAUGAUGGUUACACAUGUCCUCGGCAUCACAUGUAGGAGACUGUUCAAAAAAAAUAUGUGGCCUGUUGUAUAACCGCACUCAUGCGUCCCAUAUGUGGUGCCACGUUGAAUUUCCGGUCGAAUCCGUUUUUAUCCUCUGUACUGGAUGACAUGGUGCCUGAAUUCUUUCUUUUCGCCGACACGAUGGCAGCCAAACUGCAGCUUCAAACGCUUGCACUUGGCUGGGUUUCUACCUGGGUUGCCAGGUUAUCAUCGGAGCCUUGUUCUGUCCUCAAAGGGCCACAGGGCCUGAAAGGAGGAUCAGAAUGCUACCAGACUAAUUGGGCAGCCAUCUCGGAAUUGUUUGUGGGCAAAGGGCUGCUUUAGCACUUUUCUUUUAGCAAAUUAAUGACUUUCUGGCACAGGGGUUUUUAAGUGAAGGUAUUAAUAAGGGGUCUGGCAGGUAUUCCCAUGAUUCACAGAGUUACAUUUGCAUUUAAUUAAUCUUAAAGAAAGUUGCAAGAUAAACAGCUGUAAUUCGGACAAACAUGGCUAAUGGAGGAAGUGGGGCCAUCUAGCCCAUAAAACAAACACUGAAAUACUUGUUCUAAUGUUUUUCUCACCCUGGGGGUAAAAGUAGACAAA
This is a messenger RNA of Tupaia belangeri chinensis (Chinese tree shrew), 2690 nucleotides long. It is a transcript of the gene QTMAN, whose product is annotated as queuosine-tRNA mannosyltransferase. Gene Ontology annotation, molecular function: glycosyltransferase activity. Bases 478 to 1839 code for a protein of 453 amino acids. NCBI's taxonomy places the organism in Eukaryota, Metazoa, Chordata, Mammalia, Scandentia, Tupaiidae. The transcript has 12 exons. The record is from RefSeq and is a predicted model, not a curated record.